Molecule: messenger RNA, 1609 nt
Organism: Camponotus floridanus (Florida carpenter ant)
Lineage: Eukaryota; Metazoa; Arthropoda; Insecta; Hymenoptera; Formicidae
Gene: PMP34
Product: peroxisomal membrane protein PMP34
Exons: 9
Coding region: 556-1473 (305 amino acids)
Cellular component (GO): peroxisomal membrane
Molecular function (GO): FAD transmembrane transporter activity; FMN transmembrane transporter activity; NAD transmembrane transporter activity
Source: RefSeq, a predicted model, not a curated record
AAGCGUGUUGACUGUAUGUCUGACCGCCACGUCGAAAUACGUCGGUAAUUUCUCGAGUGCGGGUGGGUGCAGACCAACGCGGAUGACAACGCAAAGAUUGUUAAAAUCACGAAAUGAUAAUAUCGGUUUCAGCAUUGAUUGAAGUAAAAUUCCUUAAAGAUAAUAUAAUGAAGUGUCGUUAAAACAGUUUACUGACGACUAGUCGCGCUAGUCGUGAAGGCCAACAUUGAACGUGCGUCGUGGAUUUCCUCUUAUAUAAGCUAUCUCGGAAUCACACAUGAUAGUGUCAGUGCGUUCGCCACGAAGUGAACGGUAGAUAAACGCUCGUCGACAUAUUAAGCGAUUUGCCGCGGCUAAUUCAACGCAAAUAUUACAAAACUUAAAGUAAAUGUGAGAAUUGUAAGAAUUAUGAAAUAAUUAUAGACAUAAAAUCACAGUACUUGAAAUAAUUUCACUUAGUUUUGUGCUAAAUGUAUAAGAUUGAGUGGUAGAACGAGAAUAUUUUUGCUACGCUGAAAAAUUUACAAUCUAUUUUGCGUUAGAAACUUUGUUACAAUGGUUGGCAGUGGACACAACAUCUUUACCUAUGACACGUUAGUGCACGCGAUAUCCGGUGCAGCGGGUAGUGUUAUCGCGAUGGCAGCCUUCUACCCUCUAGAUACCGUGCGAAGUCGUUUACAAUUGGAAGAAGGACGGCAAUCGGACAAUACAUUGGCGAUUAUACGAGAACUCGUUGCAAAAGAAGGACCGUGCACAUUAUACAGAGGUAUGGUUCCUGUUCUGCAAAGUUUAUGCGCGAGUAAUUUUAUUUAUUUCUACACAUUUCACGGCUUAAAAGAAUUGAGAAGCAGAAGAAACCAAACGGCUGGUAGCGACUUGUUUAUCGCGUCGAUCGCUGGUAUAAUCAAUGUUCUCACGACAACACCUCUAUGGGUUGUGAACACGAGAUUGAAAAUGAAAGGCAUCCAAGUUACUCCAGAAAGAAAUAAUAACGAAUAUACUACUUUAUAUGACGGUCUCAAGCAUAUAUGGAAAUAUGAAGGUUUGAAACAGCUGUGGGCAGGAACAUUGCCGAGUCUUAUGCUUGUCACGAAUCCCGCUAUACAAUUUAUGACAUAUGAGAGUAUUAAAAGACGAGUCAUUAUAUCUCUUGGCGAUACUCAGCCACCGGCAUGGAUUUUCUUUGCUAUCGGUGCGAUAGCGAAAACGAUUGCUACAUCAAUAACAUAUCCUUUGCAACUUGUGCAAACAAAAUUGAGGCAUGGAGACAAGUAUCCUAAUUUACCUCCAAAUGCAGGCACAUUGCAAAUAUUAUUCUACAUUCUGAAGAAACAAGGAAUAGCUGGAUUGUACAAAGGAAUGGAAGCUAAACUUUUGCAAACUGUCCUCACGGCCGCCUUGAUGUUUCUGGUUUAUGAAAAGAUCGCGCGAUUCGUUUUCCGUAUACUUUUACAUAAACCUAUUCUCAGAUAACGAUUUAUUUUACAAUAAUAAGAUUAAAUACUACUAUAAGUAAUCUUAAGUUACAUAAUCUUCAAAUCAAAUUAUUUAUGAAUAUAAAUAUGUACAAAAUUUGUACAUUCCUAUGAAUAUUAUCUCUUUUAUAAUU